Lycium ferocissimum is the source of this 360-nucleotide messenger RNA. RefSeq lists its product as uncharacterized. The transcript is spliced from 2 exons. Gene Ontology annotation, molecular function: nucleic acid binding. Lineage: Eukaryota; Viridiplantae; Streptophyta; Magnoliopsida; Solanales; Solanaceae. Bases 1 to 360 code for a protein of 119 amino acids. The record is from RefSeq and is a predicted model, not a curated record.
AUGAGUGGGCAAGUGGAGGUGUCAAAUCAGGAGAUCAAGAGCAUCCUCUCCAAAACCGUGAAUGCUAACCGGACCGAUUGGUCAAGGAAGUUGGAUGAUGCAUUGUGGGCAUAUCGGACGGCUUACAAGACGCCAAUAGGUAUGUCUCCUUACCAAUUGGUGUUUGGGAAAGCUUGCCAUCUCCCGGUAGAGCUUGAGCAUAAGGCAUUGUGGGCCUUAAAGAGGUUGAAUCUAGAUUGGGGUGAUGCCUCAAAGUUGAGGUUGGAUCAACUAAAUGAGCUGGAUGAAUUCCGUUUUAGAGCAUAUGAUGCAAUGUUGCAAGGAAAUGGAGUGAAACAUCCAAGAAAAAUGAAAAUUUAA